CAUCGAUGGAACUCGUGUCUGCUUGUCGUGCAUGUUUACAAAUUGUUGAUGGCUGUGAAAUAAUUAAAUGAUAUGGAGACGGUGAAUGCCACAUACUCGUACAUUACCAAUUUGGAGGUAAUGCAAAUUCUACAACAGAUAAAAGGUACCAAAAAGAAAUGGGGUAUGCACAAUCUAGCAACCGUCACGUACGAGGCUCUACAGUACCUGGAAGAAUCGCCUUGUAAAACACAAACGCGUGAAUCAAUCAACAGUUACCUGUGCGACUUGGCCACUUAUAGGCUGAAGCCCCACGAGCUGCUGCAAAUGGUUAAUGAUCCGCCAACCAGUGCCCUGCAUACACAGCUGCUUAUUGACGACAAUAAGGUCCCGCUCACCGAUGAGGAAAACGAGGCCAUAAUUGAGCUAACGCAUAAGCACUUCUCCAAUUCUACCACUGAACCGGUGCAAACCAACCAACAAGCACAAGGAUAACAAUUGGAG
This is a messenger RNA of Drosophila hydei, 483 nucleotides long. RefSeq names its product DNA-directed RNA polymerase III subunit RPC9 (gene Polr3I). The coding region runs from base 73 to 474 and encodes 133 amino acids. Gene Ontology annotation, biological process: transcription initiation at RNA polymerase III promoter. The transcript has 3 exons. The record is from RefSeq and is a predicted model, not a curated record. Gene Ontology annotation, molecular function: nucleotide binding. Lineage: Eukaryota; Metazoa; Arthropoda; Insecta; Diptera; Drosophilidae. Gene Ontology annotation, cellular component: RNA polymerase III complex.